Clunio marinus is the source of this 240-nucleotide messenger RNA. Lineage: Eukaryota; Metazoa; Arthropoda; Insecta; Diptera; Chironomidae. The record is from the annotation of a GenBank genome assembly.
AUGAACGUCGUAUCUGUAAAGAAGAUCAAGGAGAAUAAAACAUUUUCACAUCAUAAAGAAGCUUCAAGCUUUCUGUCAGAUAUUUUAUCAACAACAUUUGCGGUUCUAUUUCUUAGAAAGUAUUUCAGUUAUGCCGGCAUAGAUGAAGGAAAAGCUCUGAUGCUUGUUAAGUUAACUAACAACACAAUAAAAGAGACGUGUAAUUGCGAUGCGAAAUUAGAAGUACAUGAAAUUAUUUAA